Molecule: messenger RNA, 903 nt
Organism: Acanthosepion pharaonis
Lineage: Eukaryota; Metazoa; Mollusca; Cephalopoda; Sepiida; Sepiidae
Source: the annotation of a GenBank genome assembly
AUGUGUUCAUCUGUUUUUCUCUCUAUUCCAGUCAGUUGCUCUUUCUUUCUCUCUAUUUCAGCCUCUGUUUCCCUUUUUCCUCUGUAUGUUUCUCUCUAUUCCAGUCUGUCCAUAUCUCCAUCUUUCUCUCUCUCUCUCUCACUCUUUCUUUCUCUCUAUUUCAGCCUCUGUUUCCCCUUUUCCUCUUCUGUCUGUAUCUCCAUCUCUCUCUCUUUGUUCUUCACUCUUUCUUUCUCUCUAUUCCAGUCUAUUAAUCUCUCUCCUUCUUUCAACCUGUUUGUUCUCAUUCUCUCUAUACCAGGCUGUUCACCUGUCUCUCCCCCUCUCUCUCUCCUAAGGUGUUCGUCAGUUUUUCUCUAUUCCAGCUUGUUCUUUCUUUCCUUCUCUCUAUUCCGGCCUCUAUAUUUCCUCUCUAUUUUAGUCUGUUCAUAUCUCUCUCUCUAUUUGUCUUUGCUCGUCUUUCCCUCUCUCUCUCUCUUGCUAUUUGUUUUUGCUUGUCUCUCCUCUCUCUAUAUAUAUAUCAGUCUAUUCGUCUCUCUCUCUCUUGUGUGUUCGUCUGUCUUUCUUUCUAUUCCAACCUCUCUGUUUUUUAUUUUCUUCUUUCUUUUACUCUGUUCAUCUCUCUCUCUCUCCAUUCCAGUUUGCUCGUCUCUUCUUAUUCUCUCUAUUCCAGUCUGUUCCUGUCUUUCUCUCUAUUCCAAAUUGUUCCUUUCUCUUUCCUUCUAUUCCAGUCUCUCUGUUUCUCGUUUUCCUCUCUAUUUAGUCUGUUCACCCCCCUCCUCUCUCUCUCUCAGUCUGUACACAUUUCUCUUUCUCUUUCUUCCCCAUCCAAAUCUAUUAAGAUCAUUUUCUUCAUAUCUAUCAAUAGGGCCGCAUUUGCUUAAUCAGAACAAAAUCCAUUAG